Molecule: messenger RNA, 303 nt
Organism: Paramecium octaurelia
Lineage: Eukaryota; Ciliophora; Oligohymenophorea; Peniculida; Parameciidae
Source: the annotation of a GenBank genome assembly
AUGAUCGUUGAUGUCAUCGUUGUAUAAUAUCAACUCACUAUUUUAUCAAUUAAUUCAUCUCGAUUACAUUAAGAUAAUUACAAUAAGACCAAUAUUGAUAGAAAAUCUUUGAUGUGAGAAACCAUAACACAAAAAUCCAGAUAGCAGGAUAUCUAACAAAAUUAAGCAUCAUUCAAAAUAUCAAUAAACAAAUAUUUUUAUAAAGGCAAACAUUAAUCACAAUCUAUUUUGAAUUAAUCUCUACGAAUACAACAAUUAAAAAUAGCCUGUUCUGAAAAAUAGAAACUUUUAAUAUUGUCUAUC